CGCCCCCGAUCGCUUCGCUCGCUCACUCACGGAAGCCAAACACUUUGCCUCCGGCCGGCCGCCAGGUUACCUUCGGCUUGGCCAGUUCCUCCCGCAGGCCAAGAGCAAGAAACCCCGCAGCAAUGCCUCACCACCACGGCGCACUCCCCGACGAGGAGGCCCCGUCGCCGCGGCCCUCCGCCGCCGGCUGCUACACCUUCCUCCGCUCCGCCGCAUCCCGCCGCGGCCACGGCCACGGAUACCGGCGCCUCGAGUCGGCGUCCGUCGGCGUCGACGUCGUGAGGGUGGAGGUGGGCACGACGGCGAAGGCGAGGGGCGUGUUCCACGUGGACCCGGCGGUGCUGGAGGCCGAGCCUGUGCGAAGGUUGGUGGCCGCGGCGGGGCGGCGGACCGCGGGUGGCGCGGUGGCGGUGGCCGUGGACGCGCUGCUGUUCGAGCACCUGCUCUGGCUGGCCGCCACCGACGGCGCGGCCGCCGACGACCUGUCCGAGAUCGUCGAGUUCUACUCGGAGGAGGAGGACGAGGGCCAGCACAAAGGCCACGGGAUCAAGCUCAAGCGCUAGUUAAGCUUCUUCAAGCUAAAAUCGAUUCGUCUAGCGAUGAUUCUCAUCGUAUUACGGACGAACGUGUACACCAUAGCAUAUGUACUACUACUCCGUGUAGUAAUUCGAUCAUCCACUAGUACGUACACUAAUUAAGCUGCUAGCCAGGGAUGCAUGGUCCACACAUGUGUCUGUGGAUCGAUUCAACUGGAUCAUGCAGGUUCAUAGCGCGAAAGAGCGUGGAACCUGGUUAAUUUCUUUAUCAUGUAAGCUUAUUAAUAAGGUUAUAAAUAUGUGAUGAUGGAAGAAA
Messenger RNA from Triticum dicoccoides, 852 nucleotides. RefSeq lists its product as uncharacterized. Gene Ontology annotation, biological process: response to auxin. Lineage: Eukaryota; Viridiplantae; Streptophyta; Magnoliopsida; Poales; Poaceae. Bases 123 to 563 code for a protein of 146 amino acids. The record is from RefSeq and is a predicted model, not a curated record. The transcript has a single exon.